Molecule: messenger RNA, 2058 nt
Organism: Salvia splendens (bonfire salvia)
Lineage: Eukaryota; Viridiplantae; Streptophyta; Magnoliopsida; Lamiales; Lamiaceae
Product: protein NRT1/ PTR FAMILY 7.1
Exons: 6
Coding region: 283-2031 (582 amino acids)
Biological process (GO): transmembrane transport
Cellular component (GO): membrane
Molecular function (GO): transmembrane transporter activity
Source: RefSeq, a predicted model, not a curated record
UCAUAUUGUUUUUCUUCUCUGAAAUUCUGCGAAAAAACAAGAAAACACAUCUUAUAGAAUAUAUCUUAUUUCGAUCUUAUUUAUCGUCUCACCAUAAAUGACAAUAGGUUUCACCGGCACUGAAUUCUUCCCUCCAAACUUUCCGGUAGCUGACACACAAUCUUCAGGCUCACCGGAGUCUGGCAUUCCGGAGCUCCUCGUGUUCUCCCUCGUCAAGUUUAGGAAAAGACAAAAGGUUUAAUUGGCUCGAAUAAUCUCCCUCGCUACCUAAUAUUGACUACGAUGGAGAAUCAACCGCAGGGCUCUGGGGUGGAUAAUAUUCUAGAAGUAGGAGCUGAAAAUAAUGAAGACAUCAUAAUAAAAAAGAAGGGUUUGAUGGGCAAAAGCUGGACUUCAGCAUUUCUGUUAUUAGCCAAUCAAGCACUCACAACCCUAGCUUUCUUCGGUGUGGGGGUGAACCUAGUUUUGUUCUUGACUCGUGUGAUGGAGCAAAGCAACGCGACUGCAGCGAAUAACGUGAGCAUAUGGACCGGAACUGUCUACUUGUGCUCCCUCGUCGGAGCAUUCCUCAGCGACUCGUACUGGGGCCGUUAUAUCACCUGCGCCCUUUUCCAAGCAGUACUUGUUGUGGGUUUGAUUCUACUAUCCCUCACAUCAUGGUUUUUCUUGCUGAGCCCAAGAGGUUGUGGAGAUGGGAAGCUAGAGUGUGGCUCAAAGGAAACAUAUGCCAUACCCAUUUUCUACCUGGCCAUCUACUUGGUUGCUUUUGGUUACGGCGGCCACCAACCCACCUUAGCCACCUUCGGCGCGGAUCAGUUCAUUGGAUCCGAUGCCAAGACCACCGACGACAAGUCUGCCUUCUUCUGCUACUUCUACUUCGCCCUCAACGUCGGUUCCUUGUUUUCCAACACCAUUUUGGUCUACUACGAGGAUGCCGGGAAGUGGACUCUCGGCUUCUGGGCAGCCACGGGCUCAGCUGUGGUGGGGCUCAUCGUGUUUCUGGCUGGCACCCGCGGUUACGAAUACAUUAAACCAAGUGGGAAUCCUAUACCGCGCGUUGCGCAGGUAUUCGUCGCUGCCGGCAGGAAAUGGAAGGUCUCUCUCACGGAAGGAGAUGGGUUGUAUGAGGUUGAAGGAACCCAAUCCGCCAUUAAAGGAAGCCGAAAGAUCAGGCAUACUGAUGAAUUUACGUGUCUUGACAAGGCUGCAAUCAUGACGGAGGACGACUGCUGCGGCCCUUUAGAUCCAUGGCGGGUGUGCUCGGUGACGCAGGUGGAGGAAGCCAAAUGCAUCAUCCGAAUGCUGCCGAUAUGGCUGUGCACGAUUGUGUACUCGGUGGUGUUCACCCAAAUGGCGUCGCUCUUCGUGGAGCAAGGAGAUGUCAUGUACUCGCAUAUCGGGAGUUUCCAUCUCCCGGCCGCGAGCAUGUCGGUUUUCGACAUCUGCAGCGUGCUCUUCUGCACAGGAAUAUACCGCCAGAUCCUGGUCCCGAUAGCAGGAAGGCUGAGCGGGAACCCCAAGGGGCUGACGGAGCUCCAACGGAUGGGGGUGGGGCUGAUCAUCGGCAUGCUGGCAAUGUUCGCGGCAGGGCUGACUGAAAUGGAGAGGCUGAAAAGGGUGGUGCCCGGGCAGCCGGUCAGCUCCCUGAGCAUAUUCUGGCAGAUCCCUCAGUAUGUGCUGGUGGGGGCGUCGGAGGUGUUCAUGUACGUCGGGCAGCUGGAGUUCUUCAACGGGCAGGCUCCCGAUGGGAUAAAGAGCUUCGGAAGCUCCCUCUGCAUGGCCUCCAUAUCUCUCGGAAACUUUGUCAGCAGCCUGCUCGUGCAAAUGGUGAUGGGCAUCACUGCCCGGAACGACAUGCCUGGAUGGAUCCCUGAGAAUCUCAACGAAGGCCACAUGGACAGAUUCUACUUCCUCAUCGGAGUGCUCACCGCCCUCGAUUUUGUCAUCUACAUCUGGUGUGCUAAGUGGUACAAGUGUAUUAAGGUCGGAGAGGAUGAUGAAGCCAAGGCCAAUGCCGUAGAGAGAGUUUGAAGAUGAAGCAAGACCCUUGAGCCUUCU